Messenger RNA from Dichotomopilus funicola, 2616 nucleotides. Its product is annotated as P-loop containing nucleoside triphosphate hydrolase protein. The record is from RefSeq and is a predicted model, not a curated record. Gene Ontology annotation, molecular function: ATP binding; ATP hydrolysis activity. NCBI's taxonomy places the organism in Eukaryota, Fungi, Ascomycota, Sordariomycetes, Sordariales, Chaetomiaceae. The transcript is spliced from 3 exons. Bases 1 to 2616 code for a protein of 871 amino acids.
AUGGAGAUCUUAACCCGCUUGCGCGAAAUGGCCGACGACUCUGCUGCCCGCAAGCGAUGGAUCCUCGGCAAGGAAAAUGCCGAGUGGACCAUCCAAGCGAUAGACAAGAUCAUGCUGCAACAUGGUAUCGAGAACGUGAAGGCUCAGUUCCUGUGGGUUUACAACGAGGCGAUGCGCGCCAGGGAUAGCGGGGAUGACCUGAAGCGUGUCGGGUCGCUCAGCCUCUGCUUUUUUGAAGCCGACCCUGACCUUGGCGAGAUGUUGAUCAAGAUGUACAUUGAUCUCCUGCAGACAUUGGGGCUUGUUUCGCGCGAUGCGGUCGUCUAUAGUGACGAACACAACCCAAUACGCACCAUUUGGUCCACUAUCCCCGAAACGUCCUCACGCACGAUCAUCAACAUCAAGUACCCAUAUACCGAUGACGAGUACGACUCCUUGAGGACCCAACUGGCGGAGCUGUACCGCACUUCCACAUUGGAAUAUCCUCCCGUUGUUGUUUCCCACGUGCCACUGCCGAAGACCGACAUCACCGCCAAACGCUACCUCGUCUGCAAGGGUGAGCGCGCCCAGCACGGCUACGGUAUUACGCUCCGGCACACCGAGGACGACUUGCGCCACAUAUUUACCGAGAAGGUCAACGAGGACCGUGGGGAAAAGGAGAUCGAAGGGGGCUGGGAAGGGGCCGCGAUGAAACGGUGUCUUCAACGGGCCGAAAGCGGUGGUCAUUUCAAGACAUACGCCGGCAUGAAGGGAGUGUUGGAAGAGCUCAGAGACCGACAUUCCAAGAGAGUGGAGUUUGAGAGAAAGGGGCUGGCGCCCAAAUCGCCAGACGAUAUCCACUUCACCAAAUCCGACAUAUUGGGUCUCAGCGCCCAAGAGAUCGGGUAUGGAAGCCCGACAUGGCAAGAGCUUCAGAAAAUGGUCGGCAUGGAGUCUGUCAAGCAGUCCGUCCGUGAGAUGCUCGGCGAGGUUGCCCUCAACCGUCGGCUUGCACUCGAAAACAAACCGGUCCCAGAGGGUUGGUCGACCCGGCGGUGCUUCAUCGGCCCACCCGGCACCGGCAAAACGACAGUCGCCAGGAUGUACUCCAAGAUCCUCUCGGAGCUGGGCCUGCUGGAGAAUGAAACCAUCGUUGAGAAACGGGCAUCAGAUCUCAUCGGAAAGUAUAUUGGGGAUUCCGAGUACAAUACGAUCAACGCCUUCAACCAAGCCCGCGGCGGAGUCCUCAUGAUUGACGACUUCCAUAUCCUUUUCCCGAAUUCCAUGCACGACACCCACGGCUCUGACGUCUUCCGUGCCGCCAUCAUCGAUACGGUCGUCGCCCAAGUCGACCCCAAUAGCACUCGCAAAGAAGCCAUCAUCCUCAUCGGCUACCCCGAAGCCAUGAACGACGCCUUCGAAACCGGCAACCCGGGUCUCGCCCGGCGCUUCCCCAUGACCCAAGCCUUCCGCUUCGAGCCUUACACCCACCCAGAACUCACCGCCAUCCUCGAACACAAACUGACCAAACACUCUCUCACCACCACACCCACCGCGCUCCGCGUUGCCGAGGACAUGCUCGACCUGGCCCAGCACCGCCCCAACUUCGGCAACGGCGGCUCCGUAGAUAAUCUUCUGCAACAAGCCCAACUCGCCCGCAACGCCCGCUGCGCCGCCUGCCCCAUCGACGCCGACCUUGAUCUCGCCUUGCUCCCAGAAGACUUUGAUCCGGACUGGGAGCGCGCCGCGGACGCCUCGCGCCGGUGUGCGGGUCUGUUCAACAGCAUGAAGGGUAUGGGCGAUGUGGUGGGCCAGUUUCAGCGGUACCAGGCCGUGACGGCACGGAUGCGCGCCCGUGGCCUCGACCCGCACCCGUAUGUGCCUUGGGCACUCGUGUUUCGCGGACCGCCGGGGACAGGCAAAACAACGGUCGCGCGAAAGAUGGCGCAGGUGUACUACGACAUGGGAUUCCUGUCGGCGCCGGAGAUUGUGGAGUGUUCGGUGGGCGACGUGCUGCCAACGUACUCAGCCGGGUCAUCUACUCGGGUGGUAAAGAUGUUUGAGCGCGGUUUGGGCAAAGUGCUCUUCAUCGACGAGGCAUACCGGUUGGCUGAGGGCCGGGCGACGGAUGCAAUCGGGGAGAUUGUAGAUUGCAUGACCAAGGAACGGUACUGCGGGAAGCUCGUGAUCGUCUUGGCCGGGUACCGGGACGAGAUGGAUGACUUGAUGCAAGAGAAUCGCGGGCUGCGCAGCCGGUUUGCGACGAAUGUCGAUUUCCGACCCAUGAAGUCCGCUGAUGCGAUAGAGUUGAUGCGCAAGCACCUCGCUGAAGUCCAAAUCGUACUGGACAGCGCGGUCGUGCCGGUCAAGGGGGCCCGGGCUAUGAAGAGGGACGCUGUGCUGGGGUUGCUUGACGAGUUGGCCAAGUCGAGGUCGUGGGCUAACGGGCGGGAUGUCAUUGCCUUAGCCCGGUCCAUUAGUGAGGAGGUGUACGUGUCUGGUAAGGGGUUGCCUGACCCGAAAGAUGGGGAGGAACUGGGGCAGGGGACAAAGGAGCAGGCUAGGAUUGUGUUCAAGACGGACGAUUUGCUUGCGCUGUUGCGUCGGAAGGUGAAGGAGUUGAAGGAUAGAAGCUAA